Molecule: messenger RNA, 1997 nt
Organism: Solanum verrucosum
Lineage: Eukaryota; Viridiplantae; Streptophyta; Magnoliopsida; Solanales; Solanaceae
Product: serine/threonine-protein kinase STY46-like
Exons: 16
Coding region: 233-1927 (564 amino acids)
Biological process (GO): protein phosphorylation
Molecular function (GO): protein kinase activity; ATP binding
Source: RefSeq, a predicted model, not a curated record
AAUAAUUAUAAAAGCCCAAAGGUUAAAAGGGAAAACAAAUGCUAAUUAAGGUUUAAUUAAACCCAAAGAAAACUUGAAUUGGAUAGAGAAGAAAACAAAUCAAUUGCUCCCUCAAAACCACUGCGCCAUUUUUUCCUUUUAUAUAAUAUAAUAAUUCCUACGGUAAUUUUUGAUUUCUGGUUUUAGAGUUUUGGGCACAUUGGAGAAGAUUGUAGAAGAGAGAGUUGCUCAAAUGGUGAUGGAGGAUACGGGGAGUUGUGGUAGUAGAGUGGUGGAUUCAGCGCCGGCGAACAGCCGGCAACACAGAAAAAAGUUGGAGGUUUAUAAUGAGGUUCUUCGUAGACUCAAGGAAUCUAAUAACGAUGAGGCUCAACAGCCUGGCUUUGAUGAUGAGCUUUGGGCUCACUUUAAUCGUCUUCCUACUAGGUACGCGUUAGAUGUGAAUGUUGAAAGUGCAGAAGAUGUACUCACGCACAAGCGGUUAUUACAUUUCGCACAUGAUCCGGCUAAUAGACCGGCCUUUGAUGUCCGGCUGGUGCAGGUUACUCCAGUUCCUGAUGGAAACUCAGCAGACCCUGUUCCGUUUCACUCUGCAACCAAGGAAAUUAGCCGAAGUGUCCUUCCUCUACCUGCCUUUGGUUCUUCCCCUAAUCUCGAAGCACUUGCUCUUGAAGCUAGCAAAUCUGAAGUUCAAGAUGAGGAUGUUACUGUCACUUGUGGAAAUUUGUUACGGCCAAUGCAUGAAAUUACGUUUUCAACUGAUGACAAGCCCAAGCUCCUCAGCCAGUUAACUUCAUUACUAGCCGAGCUUGGGCUGAACAUCCAGGAAGCACAUGUAUUUUCCUCUGUUGAUGGCUACUCCCUAGAUGUUUUCGUUGUUGAUGGUUGGCCCUAUGAGGAAAUUGAGCAGCUUCGAAUGGCACUGAAAAGGGAAAUUCUGAAGAUUGAGAAAUCUUCACCUAGUCAAAGUCCAUCAGAAUCUUUUAGAAAGGAGAACAAAACACUCAUCAAAUGUGAACUUGAUCCUGUGACAAUACCUUGUGAUGGCGUUGAUGUCUGGGAAAUUGAUCAUCAGCUUCUCAAAUUUGGCAACAAGAUUGCUUCUGGUUCAUAUGGUGACUUAUACAAAGGUACAUACUGCAGUCAGGAAGUAGCUAUCAAGAUCCUCAAAUCUGAGCGCUUGAACACAGAAUUGCAAAAGGAGUUUGCCCAAGAAGUUUAUAUCAUGAGAAAAGUUCGUCAUAAAAAUGUUGUCCAAUUCAUAGGGGCAUGUACCAGGCCUCCAAACUUGUGUAUAGUAACAGAGUACAUGUCUGGAGGAAGCGUAUAUGACUACUUACACAAACAAAAGGGCAGUUUCAAAUUCCCUACUUUGCUCAAAGUAGCAAUUGAUGUGUCAAAAGGGAUGAAUUACCUGCACCAGAAUAACAUCAUACACAGAGACUUGAAGGCUGCCAAUCUACUGAUGGAUGAAAAUGAAGUUGUUAAAGUGGCUGAUUUUGGUGUUGCCAGAGUGAAGGCACAAACUGGUGUCAUGACGGCGGAGACAGGGACUUAUAGAUGGAUGGCCCCUGAGGUUAUAGAACACAAGCCAUAUGAUCACAAAGCAGAUAUUUUCAGUUUUGGGGUUCUGUUAUGGGAAUUGAUGACUGCAAAGCUUCCAUAUGAGUACUUGACCCCACUACAAGCUGCCAUUGGAGUUGUCCAGAAGGGGUUGCGACCUGCUAUUCCCAAACAUACUCAUCCAAAAAUUGCUGAGUUACUGGAGAAAUGCUGGCAACGAGAUCCAACAUCAAGGCCAGACUUUCCUGAGAUAAUAGAGACAUUGCAGCAAGUAGCAAAAGAGGUUGCAGAUGAGGAAGAUGAUCGCCGCAAGGAGAAGCCAUCCGGAGGAUUCUUUUCAGUCCUCAGACGUGGACACCACUAAGUAAAUACACUUAUAGAGAAUGUUGAUAAAAAGUUAUAAUCUGAUAACACACUUCUAGCUUAUUUAUCCC